CAGGAUCAAAUAGUGAUUUCGUACGAUCAUUACCCAUUGAUGUAAUACGCGAAAUAAGGCAAUCAAAACAUUGCCAACAGUUAAAAAUGGACGAUACGGAUGGUAUGAAAAAAUAUAUGGUUAACUUUAUUAAGAACGAUGGGAAAGAUCGUAGUGCUGGCCAAAAAAUAGAUAUCAUCUGGUCUAUAAAACCGACUGACCUUGAGUUUUCCAUAUGCGAAGUUAGUGGUCCCCCAAACCAACACAGCCAUACCCAUUUUUUUAACGAUAAAUUAAAGAUCGCCAAAAUGUUGAAGGUGAUCUUUAAUAGGAUCAUAAGAAAGUACGGUAGUGUGGGCAUUAAUUUGACUUCAUUAAAAUUGUAUGGCCUACAUGUUUAUUGAAAGUACUUCCAAUUCUGAAAACGAUAUAUAUUUUACGAGAUUAACAUUCUCCAACUUCGUAUAGAUAAUGAGAUAAUAGUGUACGAAAUGUCAAUACCUUCUGGUGGAUUAUACGUUUUCUGUGAAGUUUUACGGUCAAAACUGCCAACAAAUGAGUUUGAAGUGGGAUUAUUGUUACGAUCAGUACCGGCAUUGCUAAAAUUCGGGGUUUGUUUUCAUUCUAAAUCAAUCACAUUCCAUUAGUUUCUCACAUUUAUCUUUAUAAGUUC
This is a messenger RNA of Rhizophagus irregularis DAOM 181602=DAOM 197198, 652 nucleotides long. The record is from RefSeq and is a predicted model, not a curated record. Lineage: Eukaryota; Fungi; Glomeromycota; Glomeromycetes; Glomerales; Glomeraceae.